UACAAAGAUUCUGGUCACCUGCCUGGAGCGGCGGCACCGCGAACCCCACGGGCUUCGCUGAGGCCCUGCUCUUAGGGUGUUUACGGCGCGCGGACGCCGGGCUCCAGCUCAAGGCUGCGCUUUCAGGUUCAGUUUCAGGGUCUCGCCGGCAGCCCUGGCAGGCGGGCGCGGAGAGGGCAGCGGGGCCCCGACGGCAGGGUCCUCUGGGGGCCCCGGAGUUGGGAGGAGAAGUCCGGGAGCCCCCGGAGGAGGAUGGGCUGCGGACACAGCACACUGAGCUGCUGCAAACCCCCCAAAAAGAGACGCCGAGAACCAGGUCAGCCACCCAGACCAGAGCCUCAGGAACUAGGUCCCCUCAAUGGGGACACAGCCACAACUGCCCAGCUCUGUGCAUCUGAGGAAGCUGAGCAGCAUCAGAAGGAUAUAACCAGAAUUUUCCAGCAGCACGAAGAGGACAAGAAGAAAUGGAUCCAACAAGUGGAGAAGGAGAGGGAGCUAGAGCUUCGAGAGAAGCUGGACGAGCAGCGAAGAGUCCUGGAGGGAGAGCAUGAGGCAGCCCUAAAAGACCUCCAGGCCUCGUACGAGCAGGAGAAAGAAGCCCUUACCCGUUCCUUCCAGGAGGCCAAGACAGCCCUGCAGGAGACUAUCGAUGGACUGACCUCACAGCUGGAGGUCUUCCAGGCCAAGAUGAAGAGAGUAGAGGAAUCCAUUCUGAGCCGAGACUAUAAGAAGCACAUCCAGGCAGGUGGCAGUACACCUGGAAUCUCCAGGGAGGAUUACGGGAGCCCCAGUCAGUUCUGGGAGCAGGAGCUGGAGAGCUUGCACUUUGUCAUUGAGAUGAAGAAUGAGCGUAUUCAUGAGCUAGACAAGCGGCUGAUCCUUAUGGAAACAGUGAAAGAAAAAAACCUGAUGCUGGAGGAGAAAAUCACCACCCUCCAACAGGAGAAUGAGGACCUCCAUGUCCGAGGCCGCAGCUCUCGGACGACCUGCUUCUUGCCCGCGAGGCCCUGGAGAAGGAGUCACAGUACAGGCGACAGCUGCAGCAGGAGAAGGAGGAGCUGCUGUACCGGGCGCUUGGGGCUGAUGCCGCCUCCGCCUUCCCCCUGGCCUCAGUCACCCCCACCGAGGUCUCCUUCUUGGCCACAUAGGCUCAGGGCCUGGGCAGCCAUGACAUCUGUGGUCACAGCUCCCUCUCCAGGACUUUCCAGAGAAGACAGCAAGAGCCUCUCGUUCUUCUCCCAGGAGGCCAUGAGGGCAGGAGUGAGAUGGGAGCCAGGGUGUGUGCCCCUGAGCCCUGGGGGCUUAGGCCACGUAGAAUCACCCAGGGGGCUUUGGAGGCCCCAAGGAGUGCUUUCCCUUGAGUUGGCCCAGGAAAUGCAGCAAGAGGAGUCCUUUCCUCCCUGCCCUUCUCUCUGUUCAAAUCAGGGAGUUCUGAGGCUUUUCCCAGGGGGAGCCUGUGCCGCUUCAGCCAUCUGAUAAAGAAGACCCACCCUCCUGGUCCUAAUUUGUCAGCUUGGCUGCCAGCUCAUCAACUUACUCCUACACAUCCCCACUUCUGCUUUGGCCUUCUCUCAGCCUCAGUUUACUGGUCCUCUUAAACAGUUGGGGGAACUGAACAAAUGACUCUUGAGUUACUAUAGUGUCCCAUUCUAGGACUGUCUGAAGGUCAGAUUCAGAGCUGGGGGACAGGGAAGGAAGUGGACCAAACCCUGUGAAUCAACUGGGAAAGGUGAGCGGCUGGGAGGGGGUCACUGGAGGCCAUUGGGACUGGCAGUGCCAGGGGCCAACCCAGCCAAGUCAGGGCGUCAGCAUGCCACUGCCCCCUGGCCCAGAGUCUGCUCAGCCCAGGGGUAAUGGCCAGAGCUCCUCCUCCUUGGCCAGGCAAAGCUCCCUCCUCCCACCUCCUGGUCCCUCAGUCUCAGUGCCACGGGGGCCACCUAGUGAGUCUGAAUGCACUGCACAGCCAGAGCUAGAACCUCAUCCCUGAACAGAUGAGAAAACCGAGGUGGGGAGCAGGACUCCCAAAGCCAGGACUGGGACCUCAUCUGUCAUCUGGGUCUUGUGCUUUUUCUUUCUCCCCGGGCUCUGGGAAGAUCACAUUUGUGACAGUCUUUCUCCUCCUUCCUCUCUCUGGUCCCCAACCCACUUCCUGCUCUCUACCUUCACUCCUACCAUCCCUGAUCCCGGGCCCCUAGAACCUGACCCUGCAUUUCCCCAGCAGAGUCGAGGGGGAGCUGGAGAAACUCAUCUCAGCAGGUCUGUCCAGCCCUGACAUCUGUGAAUUGAAGAUUCUUUGCAAGAAGCUUCAGGUCGGCCGGAGGCUAUGCUGAUAACUUUCCCUUGCAUAGAGCAUUUUACUUAAAUGCUUUCACAGACACCUCCCUCCUCUGAUCUGCAUCAGAUCCUUGAAGCAGGUUCUUACCCUGUAUCAGUGGCAGAACAGACUGAGAUCAAUGUUGCUGAAAGGCCUUGCCUCUGGCGCCCCCAGCGCCAGCCCCCAGCCCUGGGCCAGCAUACAGGACAAGUCAGUCUCUUCCAUCGGCCCAGACUGCCUUCUUCAUCCAGGUCUUGUUCUGAGAGUUCAGCAGGGCUAGGGGACUGCAGAGCUGCUUCUCUGGCCGUGGGCAAACAGGUCAUCCGGGAGACUGAGGGCAGUGCAAGAGUGAAUGACACACAUCCUUCUUCACACAUCUUUCCCCAAAGCCUCUCUGGGAUACACUAGAUCAUUGGACAUUAAUAGGCACAAUCAAGAAAAGAAUCGGUGGCCAACUAAUUUGAGAAACUCUAAGUUCAAUCAAAUUAAAUGAUCUGCAAACUGUAGGACUUCUCGGAACCUUUAAUAUGCUGACAUACGUUGCAAAUUCCCUAGAAGGAAGCAAAGCAUUCAUCAUUUCCUAAACUUCUUUGACCUAGUUUCUACCACAAACCCAGCACUGCAGGCUGCAGAACGCCCUUUAGGAAGCAUUGUUUUCAUGGGAGGGGCUGGGCGGGAGAAGGGGCAAGUUGUGGGGAGCAGGGUUGCCCUCGUGUAGCCUGUGAUGGAUGAAAGGAGAUCCACUGUGGUCAUAGUCUCAUCCUGGGGCAGACAAGCUAUGGAAACCAAAUAGAAUGCACGGUAUCGUUUUUA
Rhinolophus ferrumequinum (greater horseshoe bat) is the source of this 3127-nucleotide messenger RNA. RefSeq names its product coiled-coil domain containing 69 (gene CCDC69). Gene Ontology annotation, molecular function: microtubule binding. Gene Ontology annotation, cellular component: cytoplasm; nucleus. The record is from RefSeq and is a predicted model, not a curated record. Lineage: Eukaryota; Metazoa; Chordata; Mammalia; Chiroptera; Rhinolophidae. The transcript has 9 exons. The coding region runs from base 253 to 1476 and encodes 407 amino acids.